Messenger RNA from Salarias fasciatus (jewelled blenny), 1221 nucleotides. RefSeq lists its product as uncharacterized. Lineage: Eukaryota; Metazoa; Chordata; Actinopteri; Blenniiformes; Blenniidae. The record is from RefSeq and is a predicted model, not a curated record. The coding region runs from base 28 to 1047 and encodes 339 amino acids. The transcript is spliced from 6 exons. Gene Ontology annotation, biological process: response to bacterium.
UCAUUGACAUCUGGGCUGGAGAGAAACAUGAAUCUCCAAUCAAACAGGAUUAUCAUGACGUUCCUUCUUCUUACCUCCCUUCUCUACUCUGCCUGUAAAGCCCAGCUAAGUGACAUCUCUCAGUCUCCUUUUCAAGUUGUGAAUUUAGGAGACUCUGUCACUCUCACCUGCCAUGUACCUCGAUUUACAAAAAUGGUAUUUUGGUGUAAGGUGACUGCUGGGAAGGGACUCGAGCUACUGGCCUCUUUGGAGACGUAUUACAGCAUCAAGAAUUUCAGGCAGGAAACUGAUCGACUGUCGGUGAAAUAUAAGGACGGUGGCGUUUCUCUGACGAUCCAUAAAACUGUGAGAGAGGAUGUUGGAACAUACUACUGUGGAGGGACAACACUAGAUGCCGUAAUGUUUGGAAGGGGAACUUUUCUGAUGAUUCAAGGUGUGAAGAUGUUUAGCAACACGGUCGUCCAAAAGCCAAACUCUCUGUCAAUCCAGUCUGGAGAUUCUGUGAAUAUCAGUUGCUGUGUUCGCUCACUUCACUGUGCAGCAAAUCACACUGAUGUCAUGUGGCUGAAGAACUCCGUUCACUCUGCUCCAGAAAUGAUUCACUCCUCUGGAUAUGAAACGGGAAACUGCCAAACAACUGGAAGCGGGGAAACAACCUGUGAAUACGACUAUCUCAUGCAGGACCUGACCUCUGACGAUGCUGGGACCUACUACUGUGUCGCCACUGUGUGUGGAGAACUGCUCUUUGGGAACGGGACCGUGGUCCAAAUUCAAGACAUGAUGGAGGUUCCUGUGAUGUCCCUGUUGCUCAUCACUAUCUUCGGUAUUUUCAUGCUUCUCGUUUCAUGCAUGAUUGCCGCAGGAAUCUACUGUCUUUUCAGAGGGUCACACACAGGAUCACAUUCUUCCCACACCACCAGCACAGAGGAACAACAUACAGCCCACCUCAAAAUGAAGAGACCAAAACGAAAAGACGACACAUGGAGUGAGUGUGUGUACUUCAGUGCAACACAGAAGAAACGUGAAAAUGACCUGAUUGCUCAGUGACGGUCAUCAACACAGUGUCCUGGUUCAGGUGAUCUUCACUGCCUCAUCCAGCAAGAAACUCCUGAUUCUAUUUUGAUCUCUUUAUUAUUUUUGGGUUUGCAGGUAGAAGAUUUUUUUUUUUUAAGUUCAGUUCAGUGCUGAAUUUUUGUUUUUGUUUUCUUCCAAUGCAAUAAA